AUGAAGCUUCCUGACUAUCUAACAGGGGGACUACUUACCCUGGCCACCCUGUUGUGCCUGUGUUGUUCCUCAGAUGGUCUUACUCCUACUUCCCCCCUUCUUACCCCCUCGUCCUCUCCUCUCUCCUGCAUUGGUGCAUGUGUCCUGUUUUGUCUGCGGGUGCUGUGGGCAGCAGAGGAGGAACUAUACGGGGAGAAGAUACUUUCAGUUGACAGCCUGACCUCAGGUGGUCUCCACCUGUCAGAGGCUCCAGCAUUCACGUAUCCAAUAGUAGCGAAUUUCGUUAGAAUCACGUGGACCUGCUACACCCUGAACACCCUACAUAAUUAG
Messenger RNA from Closterium sp. NIES-65, 330 nucleotides. Lineage: Eukaryota; Viridiplantae; Streptophyta; Zygnematophyceae; Desmidiales; Closteriaceae. The record is from the annotation of a GenBank genome assembly.